Penicillium canariense is the source of this 957-nucleotide messenger RNA. RefSeq lists its product as uncharacterized. The transcript has 2 exons. Bases 1 to 957 code for a protein of 318 amino acids. The record is from RefSeq and is a predicted model, not a curated record. NCBI's taxonomy places the organism in Eukaryota, Fungi, Ascomycota, Eurotiomycetes, Eurotiales, Aspergillaceae.
AUGGGCGAUGCAGGAGCAUUUAUACCGAUUGGCUGGACUGGCCUCACAGGCUUGGAAACCCACGUCUCCAGAGAGCAAGAAUUACGAAGCAGCGGACCCGGAAUAGGGGCUCCAGCUCCUGCGCAUCUCACGCGAACAUUAUACCUCCCCCACCAUGAUGAGAGCACAUCGCACUUUCCCGUAUUUGACGUCAGUGCCCAGUAUACGGAAAGUAUCAAGCAGCGUGCGAUGGGGACGGCCUCAUACGUGGUUGCCUUAGGACGAAUGCCUAGACCGCAAGCAACUGACGGUGGCCCUGCAACCGUCGUGUACAAUGUCAACCUGGAAGAUGCGAUGGAAAAUAAUGCGGAGGGCUUGAACUUGACAUCAGUAGCCCCAUCUCCAUCAGCUCAAUCACCUGUUCCGGCAAAUGUUACCAUUGAAUCCGCUGAGGACAAAGCCGCCAUGUUCACAAUGAAGCGGCAAGCGGAGGAUGCAGUCGAAUCCACAGAAAACACCCCAAUACCGGUAUCGAUAUCGUAUCCCAUUCCACCAACAACCUUCAGAAAGAAAGUCUACGUGUACCCCUACUUCACUUUCCAGAUCCCCGGGGAAGUUGACGCAUCAUUUGAAUGGCAAAUUCACCCGGUCUCGCAUGGACGCUUGCGAUAUACUCUUGUUCGCGUCCCACAGACGCAAUCGACCGUCGGUUCUGCAACUCCUACCGUCCCUUCAGAUAGAGAUAUGCUUGCCAUAUAUCACCAUGUCGGGGACACGAUCUCAUUUCCACUGCCAUUCAGUGAGGGUGUUCUUCUACUCUCCUCUGACAUGAACCCAGAAACUGAGGCCAUCGUGGUUGCGAGUGCUCUUGGGUUUCUCUGGCAGCUUCGUCGGCUUAGCAACCCAGCUGGACCCAACGGCAAGACUUCCAAGAAAGGACCAUUCGGAUUUAUUAAAGGCCUUCUUGACAGAGAAUAA